UCAUUCCGAAUACAAACCAACCAACGAUAGCAGCCUUUGCGGCGGGCUAUCCCCGAGCACAACCUUUUUCAUGGUAUAAAAGCGUGGAUAUUUCUCUAAAACAACCCAAGCCCACUCCUUCCUGACAUCUCUCAAUGAACUUUGUCACUGCUCUUCCACUCAUUGCCCAGCUCAUCGGGACAACUCUAGCUGCGAUUGGGCCUGUGACCGAUCUGCACGUCGUCAAUAAAUUCAUUCAGCCCGAUGGAUUCAAUCGGUCUUACAUUCUUGCUGAAGGCGUUUUUCCUGGCCCUCUGAUCUCGGGAAACAAGGGCGACAACUUUCAAAUCAAUGUGAUCAAUGAGCUCACUAACGAUACCAUGCUCUUAAGCACGUCCAUUCAUUGGCACGGCCUCUUUCAAGAGGGAACUAACUGGGCGGACGGGCCUGCGUUCAUCAACCAAUGUCCCAUUGCCGCUGGAAAUUCUUUCCUGUAUAACUUCAAUGUUCCCGACCAAGCUGGGACCUUCUGGUACCACAGUCACUUAGCUACUCAGUAUUGCGAUGGUCUCCGAGGACCACUCGUUGUAUAUGAUCCGCAAGAUCCUUAUCUUUCCCUCUAUGAUGUCGACGACGAUUCCACGGUCAUCACUCUUUCGGACUUAUACCAUGUUCCUGCACCUCUCAUCGUGGGUGCCGCAACCUCAGAUGCGACGCUUAUCAAUGGCCUAGGGCGUUACACAAAUGGCCCAGCCACUGCACCAUUGGCCGUGAUUAGUGUAACUUUAGUUGACGGUGUCAGCCAUGACCCUGUUGUAGCAGACUCGAUUCAAAUCUUUGCUUCUCAACGUUAUUCCUUUGUUCUCAAUGCCAAUCAGAUCGUAGGCAAUUAUUGGAUACGAGCUAAUCCUAGCGUUGGCACAACCGGCUUUACUGGGGGAAUUAACAGUGCUAUUCUUCGCUAUGUCGGCGCUCCUGUCGCCGACCCCGUCACUGUUAGCACCUCGAUCAACCCUUUACUCGAAACCAGUCUCCAUCCUCUUGUGAGCCCCGGAGCACCUGGUUCCGCCACUCUCAGCGGUGUGGACGUCGACCUCCGUCUAGUCCUAGGAUUUAAUGCCGGCUCCUUUCUGGUCAAUGGAGUGAAGUUCGUGCCCCCCACCGUUCCUGUAUUACUUCAAAUCCUUAGCGGGGCCACAACAGCAGCCUCUCUUCUUCCUGCUGGCUCCGUUUACACUUUACCUCUGAACUCAACGAUACAAUUGAGUUUCGAUGCAUCCGCUGUUGCUGCAAUUGGAGGACCGCAUCCUUUCCAUCUUCACGGGCACAAUUUUGACGUCGUCCGACCUGCUGGAAGUACCACGUACAACUAUGCAAACCCUAUUCGCAGGGACACCGUCUCGACUGGUGCCGCGACAGAUAAUGUCACCAUCCGUUUCACUACCAACAAUGCUGGCCCCUGGUUCCUACAUUGUCAUAUUGACUGGCAUCUGGAGGCUGGAUUUGCUAUCGUGCUCGCUGAGGAUGCACCUGGUGUUGCUUCCGCUAAUCCGACAACUGAUGCUUGGAAUGACCUCUGUCCCAUUUACGAUGCUUUGACUUCUGCUGAGCUUGGAGGCGGAGGCGGCCCGACGUCAUAAAUAGCGAUAGAAGCGAGCAACCUGCCAGACAGACCAGUUGUGAUUAUUUUUAUUCUUGGUAAAUUUUUUUGGAUUGGUGCGACCUCUUUUAUUUAUGUGUGUAAUAUUAAACGAUGAUAUGGAUACGUGACCGUUGUUUGCAAUAUUCAGAAUGUUUCGAUGUACUGGCUGUAGAUUUCACCUUGCUUGCAAUGGUCAUU
Lentinula edodes (shiitake mushroom) is the source of this 1819-nucleotide messenger RNA. RefSeq names its product laccase lcc6. Gene Ontology annotation, molecular function: oxidoreductase activity; copper ion binding. The transcript is spliced from 26 exons. Bases 135 to 1619 code for a protein of 494 amino acids. Lineage: Eukaryota; Fungi; Basidiomycota; Agaricomycetes; Agaricales; Omphalotaceae. The record is from RefSeq and is a predicted model, not a curated record.